AUGGGGUUCUAUAAGCUGCCUUUGGAUGUGAUUAUCCCAAUCAUUGAUGAUGUAUUGGCCCACUCGACCUGGUCUGAAGGACUGCAGCUGCGCAGAGUCAAUCGAGUGUUCGACCGCGAAAUCCAGUCUGCCUACUUUGAUCGAAUGUCGGUGGCUAUUCAUCAAGGGCCCCUGAAGUGGACGACCCAUGUUAUGACAGGGCAGCACCUAUACAGAUGCCUCAAGGGCCAGAUGAAAAGUUGCCGGCCAAAGUGUGCAUUAGCCACCAAUCUCCAGGGCGCAGUGGGGAUACUGGCUGCUGUUGAAGAGUUCUGGUGGGACACAGAGAUCCCGGGCCGUGGAACAAGCGCAGUGAGCAGUACAAUCCGCUCGGCCGACGAAGAAAAGAACGAUCGAAUCUACACCUUGGUCGCUCUCACAGCCUUGACCUUCCAUAACGGUGUUGACUUUGCCUCGUUAAACCGUCUGACUUGGUACAAUGACCAGGUCCUGCCGCACGGCUGGGCCAUGAUGACUGCCGUCAUGUUGGAUGAUAGAGCUACAGUGAAGGCUCUACUGGCCCAGAAACCCGAUGAACUGGAGUCAUUCCACCUUGCCGAUCCUUUGCGCAUGGCUGUCAAGCAAAGUAACUGCGAGAUGGCCCGGCUGCUUCUCGCCAAUGGGGCCUGUGUCAACAUGUAUUCGAUCUAUUACAACCCGGAGAUGGGCUACAGAAUGGUUCUGCACGACGCAUGUGUAGCUGGAGAUACCGAGAUGGUCCACCUGCUGCUCGAGCCACAGUAUCGCAUGCAGGCCGAUGGCGAAGAAUAUGAGAUGGCUAUCAGACUUACAGUGGAGAAGCUUGCCCGCGAUCCUGGCAGCCUGGAUGUGUGCGAACAGAUCAUUCGAAUGCUGGUACUCGCCUCAAUGGACGAUGUCCGUUUACCUUUGCUACACUAUGUGGUCGAUCGCUCAAUCGUCAACCACACCAACGAGCUUGUGCUGCUGGCAAUCGAACUCGGGUUCGACGUGAACAAGAAGGGCGAUAACCCGCAAUCUCCCCUUGUUCAUGCAGUCAAUAGCGGCGAGUUCGAGAUUACAACGACGCUUAUCGCUCAUGGCGCCCGACCAACGCACGAACAAGACUAUGAUGCGGUCCGCGAGGCAUGUCGCUUUGGCCGAGUAGACAUGCUACAAUUGCUGCUCUCGAAGUCUAUCACGAUUGAUGAAUACGGCCACAAUUUGGCUGGAGAGCUUCUUCUUAUCGCUGCGCAUUCUUCAAGAUACAGGGAAGAUGUCUAUCUACGGUUAAUCCAAUGUUUUGCCAAUAAUGGGUUGGAUCUGAAUGCCGCAAACUGGGGCUUCAAGGCUCUCAAUAUUUCAAUUGAUCUCAACCAGCCUGCCGUUAUGGGGUACCUUCUUGCGAAUGGCGUCACGCCGAGUGAUGAAUCAGUGAUGACUUCCGUGGCGCCACCUGGAUCGUGA
This is a messenger RNA of Capronia epimyces CBS 606.96, 1464 nucleotides long. RefSeq lists its product as uncharacterized. The coding region runs from base 1 to 1464 and encodes 487 amino acids. Gene Ontology annotation, molecular function: protein binding. The transcript has 2 exons. NCBI's taxonomy places the organism in Eukaryota, Fungi, Ascomycota, Eurotiomycetes, Chaetothyriales, Herpotrichiellaceae. The record is from RefSeq and is a predicted model, not a curated record.